GGGUGUGGGCUCACACUCUCACUUGCACCAGCAUCCAGAGAAGGGGUGCAGGCUGAGGAGCUGCCCAGAGCACUGCUCAUACUCCCAGAGUACCUGAAGUCAGCGUCCCAAUGAUGGGUGACAAGGGUCCCCAGAGGCUGAGCAGGUCCAGCUAUGGCUCCAUCUCAAGCCCCACCAGCCCAGGACCACAGCAAGUGCCUCCCAGAGAGACCUACCUGAGUGAGAAGAUCCCCAUCCCGGACAUGAAACCGGGCACCUUCAGCCUGCGAAAGCUGUGGGCCUUCACGGGGCCCGGCUUCCUCAUGAGCAUUGCUUUCCUGGACCCAGGAAACAUCGAGUCGGAUCUUCAGGCUGGCGCCGUGGCUGGAUUCAAACUUCUCUGGGUGCUGCUCUGGGCCACAGUGUUGGGCCUGCUCUGCCAGCGACUGGCUGCACGUCUGGGCGUGGUGACAGGCAAGGACUUGGGUGAGAUCUGCCAUCUCUACUACCCUAAGGUGCCCCGCACCCUCCUCUGGCUGACCAUCGAGCUAGCCAUUGUGGGCUCCGACAUGCAGGAAGUCAUCGGCACAGCCAUUGCAUUCAAUCUGCUCUCAGCUGGACGAAUCCCGCUCUGGGGUGGCGUCCUCAUCACCAUUGUGGACACCUUCUUCUUCCUCUUCCUCGAUAACUAUGGGUUGCGGAAGCUGGAAGCUUUUUUUGGACUGCUUAUAACCAUUAUGGCCUUGACCUUUGGCUAUGAGUAUGUGGUGGCGCGUCCUGCGCAGGGAGCGCUUCUUAAGGGUCUGUUCCUGCCUUUGUGCCCGGGCUGCGGCCACCCCGAGCUGCUGCAGGCGGUGGGCAUUGUUGGCGCCAUCAUCAUGCCCCACAACAUCUACCUGCACUCGGCCCUGGUCAAGUCUCGAGAGAUAGACCGGGCCCGCCGCGUGGACAUCCGAGAAGCCAACAUGUACUUCCUGAUUGAGGCCACCGCUGCCCUGUCUGUCUCCUUUCUCAUCAACCUCUUUGUCAUGGCUGUCUUUGGGCAGGCCUUCUACCAGCAAACCAACCAGGCUGCGUUCAACAUCUGUGCCAACAGCAGCCUUCACGACUACGCCAAGAUCUUCCCCAUGAACAACGCCACCGUGGCCGUGGACAUUUACCAGGGGGGCGUGAUCCUGGGCUGCCUGUUUGGCCCCGCGGCCCUCUACAUCUGGGCCAUAGGUCUCCUGGCGGCCGGGCAGAGCUCCACCAUGACCGGCACCUACGCGGGACAGUUCGUGAUGGAGGGCUUCCUGAAGCUGCGGUGGUCACGCUUCGCCCGUGUCCUCCUCACCCGCUCCUGUGCCAUCCUGCCCACCGUGCUUGUAGCUGUCUUUCGGGACCUGAGGGACUUGUCGGGCCUCAAUGAUCUGCUCAACGUGCUGCAGAGCCUGCUGCUCCCUUUCGCCGUGCUGCCCAUCUUCACGUUCACCAGCAUGCCCACCCUCAUGCAGGAGUUUGUCAAUGGCCCGCUGAGCAAGGCCGUCACCGCCUCCAUCAUGGCGCUAGUCUGUGCCAUCAACCUCUACUUCGUGAUCAGCUACCUGCCCAGCCUGCCACACCCUGCCUACUUCGGCCUUGUGGCCCUGCUAGCCACAGCCUACCUGGGCCUUACCACCUACCUGGUCUGGACCUGUUGCCUUGCCCACGGAACCACCUUUCUGGCCCACAGCUCCCACCACCACUUCCUGUAUGGGCUCCUUGAAGAGGACCGGGAAGGGGAGACCUCUGGCUAGGCCCACACCUGGAACCUGGCUGGGAGUGGCAUGGAUGGCACGACUGGCCUGUGGGAUGUGGAGGGGGCGCGUGCAGGCAGCGGGAUGGAGUAGGGCACUUCCCAAGGCUGGUCAACCUGGGGAGCCUCAGGGACCUGCUGUUUCCUAGCAUAGCCAUGUGAUUACUCUCUGGGUCUCAGUGUCCUCAUCUGUAAAAUGGAGACACUGCCACCCUUGCCAUGGAGGUUAAGCACUUUAAACAUAGGACCUGGCACUUGGAGCCAAAAAAAAAAAAAAAAAAAAAUUCAAAAGGUAUUUAUUCAGCGAUCUGACAGCCAAAGGGCAGGUGGGAUGGGGACUGAGGGACUUGGAGGCUUGGGCGGGACACAGGUUCCAAACUAGAGCUUGAAAUAGAGUCUGAUGAAUGUUAAGUAUUUUAUUUAUUUAUUUAUUUUUAUUUAUUUGAGACAGGGAAAGGGUCUCCCUCUGUGGCCCAGGCUGGAGCUUGGCAAUGGCGCGAUCUCGGCUCAUUGCAACCUCCGACUCCUGGGUUCAAACAAUUCUCAUGACUCAGCCCCGGGAGUGGCGUGCGCCACCAGGCCCAGCUAAUUUUUGUAUUUUUAGUAGAGACGGGUUUUGCCAUGCUGGCCAGGCUGGUUUCGAACUGCUGGAUUCCAGUGAUCCGCCCACCUCCGCCUCCCAAAGUGCUGGGAAUUAGAUGCACGAGCCACCACACCCGGCAUGAUGAAAGUUAAAUACUAGUUCGCUUCUCAUCCAAAGGAGCAGGGGACGGGAAUCCGGAAGGCACCAAGUCCCUAAAGCAUUCAGAAGACCCCUAUGCCUGGGUCUGGUCCGCACCUAUUCGCCGCAGCCUUUCUGUUCCGCCUGCAACCCAUUUUCCAGACAGCAAAACGGAGGUGCGCUUCUUUCUCCGGCACCAGAUCGUAAGGAACUCAAGAGUCCGUGCCUCUGAGGCCCAAGUUUUUUGCCAUUUCCUUAGGGGACCUGGCGGCUGCGACUCCCACGCCGCGCGGUUACCGCUCUGUCUCCUCUGACUGCUCCUCCUAGGGGUAGAGACGAUACCGACGCAGGCCCUCCCGCCUUGGCCUCACCCCUCCCGCCAGGCGAAACGACGCGGGGAGGCGGGAGCUUGGGGUUCGCGCCCAGGGGCCCCAGAAGCCUCCGGGGAGAGUGGGUGCGGGGAAGCUGUGUGGGCAGAGAGACCCCUCUGCCUUAGGGAGCGGCUGGGCAUCCCUUCGCGCCAUUCAAGGGCUGCACUUUAUAGACACUCCCUAGGCUGUUUCUAGGCUCCCCCAAGUCCCUCCUCCAACCUUCUUGGGUCCCUCGGACCCCAGCCCUAGAUCCGCGGAGUGCGGCAGCUAGGAGUGGCCAGCGGGCCUUUCCCCAGAGUUGAACUUGGGCCGGGUGCUGCACCUAGAGGAACCCCCGAUUUCCCAGGGACCCAGCAGGGUAGGCGGCUUGGCUCCGCGUUCCGGUCCGGACGCUUGUUUAUGAGAAGAAUUUCCUCUUUCUUAAAAGGGCAACGAUGCGAGUGGGUCCCUCAAGGAGAGAAGGGAUGGGACCGGUCUGGCGCGACCUGAGCCAGUGCUGCAGAGGGUACCUGGGCAAGAGGGUGGCCCGCCUCCUUCUCUGGGGUUGGCACUGGAGAUGGGUGCCAGUUGAAGAUGAAUGGGGGGCGUGCAGCGAAGAAAGGCAUCUCCCAGAUCCUUCAGCCUCCUGGAAAUGCCCCAGUUGUACUCUCUACACACUCCUCUCAUGAAUUCACUUGGCAUUGAGUGCCAGUCCUUAGCCAGGCCCUGUGUUACAAGUAGGGGAGGGAGGCAAAGUCCCGAAUUAAAGGUGUCAGCUCUCAAGG
This is a messenger RNA of Saimiri boliviensis boliviensis (Bolivian squirrel monkey), 3609 nucleotides long. It is a transcript of the gene SLC11A1, whose product is annotated as solute carrier family 11 member 1. Gene Ontology annotation, biological process: iron ion transmembrane transport; manganese ion transport. Gene Ontology annotation, molecular function: cadmium ion transmembrane transporter activity; iron ion transmembrane transporter activity; manganese ion transmembrane transporter activity. NCBI's taxonomy places the organism in Eukaryota, Metazoa, Chordata, Mammalia, Primates, Cebidae. The record is from RefSeq and is a predicted model, not a curated record. Gene Ontology annotation, cellular component: phagocytic vesicle membrane; plasma membrane; endosome membrane.